AACAGCUAGCAAUUCGAUUAGAAUUUGCAGCCGCGUUUAAGUGCAUUAAAAGUGAAUUCCAAUACAAACAUGGCGCGUGCCCAGAGUCCCGCCGGCGAGGGUGAAAAGGAUGUCAAAGAGAAAGACGCGAAAGAGAAGGAGGGGGGCAAGGCAGCGACCACCAGCAACUCUUCGCGCAGGGAGCGCGAACGCAAACGCCGUGGUUCCGCCUCCUCUAGCAGCGACUCCAGCAGAAGUUCAUCUGACAGCAGCUCGUCGCGCAGCAGCUCUGGCACUGGGUCCCGCUCCAGCUCGAGCAGUUCCAGUGAUUCGUCGAGCUCCUCCUCGUCCUCGUCCAGCGACUCGGAUCGUAGCGAGAAGAACCGUCGUCGUGGAGCAGCCGGUGGUGGCGGUGGCGCCGCUGGUGGCAAGGAUAAAGACAAAGAGAAGUCGCGUACGCGAUCUCGGUCACCGCGUCGCACAUCAAAAUCUCCACAGCCCAGCAACAAGGCUCGCAAGGAACCCGAACGCGAGCGAGAGCGUCGCAGCCGGUCCAGGGAUCGUGCUCGUCGUGCCGGCUCUAAUGACAGAGGCGCCGUAGGAGGCGACAGUAACAAUGUGAAGCGAGAGCGGUCCCGCUCGGGCAGUCGCUCGCGGUCGCCACGGCGUCGUGGGCGCACUUCGGGAGACAGGACUCCGCCGCCGAAGAGACGCGAGCGCACACGUUCGCGCACACCGCGUUCGCGCUCACCCACACCGAAGCCGGUGCGCAUUCAUGUCGGUCGACUGACCCGCAACGUGACCAAGGAUCAUGUAUUCGAGAUCUUCAGCAGCUUUGGAGAUGUGAAGUCCGUGGAGUUUCCAACCGAUCGCUACCAUCCGAAUUUCGGGCGAGGCAUGGCCUACGUGGAGUAUGGCACCGCCGAGGACUGUGAGAGUGCCAUGAAGCACAUGGAUGGCGGCCAGGUUGAUGGCCAAGAGAUAACCGUGUCGCCCGUUAUCAUACCCAAACAGCGGCCACCCAUGCGUCGUCCGUCGCCACCGAUGCGACGGCCGCAAGGCAACCGCUGGCGUUCCCCGCCGCAAUUCAAUCGAUUCAAUAAUCGUGGUGGCGGCGGACGUCGGCCAUCGCCCCCUAACCGUAACCGGAAUCGUUCACCGCGCCGUCGCUCUCGGUCCCCCAUCCGUCGUCGACGCCGCAGCAACAGCUCAGACAGCUCCCGCUAGAGGGAUCCUUAGAUGUACAUUGGACAAGCGAUUUCUACUGAUUUAUACACAUAAAACACAAGCUUCAAUUUAUUUCACAUUAUUAUCGGAACAAUAAACGUGCGCGGAGCAUAUGCGGCACUUAAUAAAUAUAUAAA
Drosophila persimilis is the source of this 1343-nucleotide messenger RNA. It is a transcript of the gene RnpS1, whose product is annotated as RNA-binding protein with serine-rich domain 1-B. The transcript is spliced from 3 exons. Bases 70 to 1206 code for a protein of 378 amino acids. Gene Ontology annotation, molecular function: RNA binding. The record is from RefSeq and is a predicted model, not a curated record. NCBI's taxonomy places the organism in Eukaryota, Metazoa, Arthropoda, Insecta, Diptera, Drosophilidae. Gene Ontology annotation, cellular component: nucleoplasm; ASAP complex; cytoplasm. Gene Ontology annotation, biological process: mRNA splicing, via spliceosome.